This is a messenger RNA of Aricia agestis (brown argus), 2676 nucleotides long. RefSeq names its product vesicular glutamate transporter 1 (gene VGlut). Bases 324 to 2093 code for a protein of 589 amino acids. Gene Ontology annotation, biological process: synaptic transmission, glutamatergic; transmembrane transport; regulation of synapse structure or activity. Lineage: Eukaryota; Metazoa; Arthropoda; Insecta; Lepidoptera; Lycaenidae. The transcript has 13 exons. Gene Ontology annotation, molecular function: L-glutamate transmembrane transporter activity; neurotransmitter transmembrane transporter activity. The record is from RefSeq and is a predicted model, not a curated record. Gene Ontology annotation, cellular component: synaptic vesicle membrane; excitatory synapse.
AAUUAGUAGAACGUAUUGAAUUUACACUUUAGAGAACGCAACCACUCUAAAGAAUAUCAAUACAAAACAUAUCACAAUAAUAUAACAUAUCUAGAUCAUAAUCAAUGUUAGUGUAAGAAAGUGUGUGCUGCCUAUGUACUGGGCGCGCCGCCAUUGGUCGCGGGGGCCGGGUCGCGCGCGGGGGCCGACCAAUGGGCGCCGCGGCCCCGCGCAGUCGUAGCUCCAGCUGCUACGGCGCGGGGCCCCACGAUCGACAGAAGCUACGCCGCUCCUGCUGCGCCUGGGGACACAAAAAUGUGUUGGUGAAGUGAUCAGGGGCCGCCAUGCAGGGGCUGCAGGCCGCCAAGGAGAAGGCCUCGGGCCUCUUCGCCAACAAGCCGCUGCUCUUCAAAAACAGCCAAUAUGAGAACUUCCACGUGGAGCAGAAGGGCUACGACCAGAUGUACGAUGGGGAGGAUCUGGAGACACCACCUUCUCCAGAGAGACCACCGCCGAGGAAGAUCGACAAGUACGUGCGCGCGGAGUGUCCGUGCCUGAGCGUGCGGUACACGGUGGCUCUGCUGGCGUGCUUCGGCUUCAGCAUCAUGUUCGGCAUGCGGUGCAACAUGAGCAUGGCCAAGCUCAAGAUGACAGAGAAGCAUAACACGUCAGUAGGAGUAGAGGAGGAAGCGCCAUUCAACUGGACGGUGAGCGUGGAAUCGUCCAUCGACUCCUCGUACUUCGCCGGCUACCUGGUCACCCAGGUUCCUGGCGGUUUCAUGGCCUCCAAGUACCCAGCCAACAAGAUUUUCGGCGCCGCCAUCGUCGCGUCCGCGAUAUUCAACAUGGCCAUCCCCGGUGCUAUGUCAAUAGGCCCAGCUGCUGUGGUCAUAUUGAAGAUCAUGCAGGGGUUGGUUGAGGGCGUAACGUAUCCAUCUUGUCACGGCAUCUGGCGCAUGUGGGCUCCUCCUCUAGAACGUUCUAGACUGGCAACCCUGGCGUUCUGCGGCACGUACGCUGGCAUCGUCAUUGGCAUGCCACUGUCCGGCGUCCUCACCGACUACAUCUCCUGGCAGACGCCCUUCUACUUCUAUGGCAUCAUGGGUGUUAUUUGGUACGCAGCCUGGCUGUGGCUGGUGUUCGAGCGGCCGUGCAAGCACCCGCACAUCUCGGGCAAGGAGCUGACGUACAUCGAACAGUCCCUGGGCACCGCCUCCCAGGCCGCCAUGCCCAACUUCUGGUCAACACCCUGGAAGGCCUUCGCCACUUCACCACCGGUAUACGCGAUCAUCGUCGCCAACUUCUGCCGCACGUGGAACUUCUGUCUGCUGGUAAUCUUCCAGUCCGCAUACUUCAACACCAGGUUCAACAUGCAGAUCACUGAGUCCGGUUUCGUGGGCGCCAUCCCUCACCUGAUCAUGACGUCGCUGGUGCCCAUCGGCGGCAUGAUGGCGGACUACCUGCGCAAGAACAACAUCAUGACCACCACCAAUGUGCGGAAACUCUUCAACUGCGGCGGCUUCGGCCUCGAGGCGUUCUUCUUUGUACUCAUCGCCUACGCUGAUAAUAAGUACGUGGCAACGAUUGAGCUCACCCUCGGCGUGGCGUGCAGCGGCUUCGCCAUCUCUGGCUACAACGUCAACCACUUGGACAUCGCGCCGCGCUACGCCUCCAUCCUAAUGGGGCUGUCCAACGGUAUCGGGACACUGGCCGGGUUCCUCGUGCCCAUUGUCAUCGACUACAUGACGCAGGAGAAGGACCAGCUCGAAAAAGCCAUAACGGAGUGGCGACAAGUGUUCCUGAUGGGUGCGACGGUCCACUUCAUCGGCAUCACCAUCUACGGCAUAUUCGCGUCGGGCGAGCUGCAGCCGUGGGCCGAGCCGCCGCCAGAGUACGAGGAACCCAUGAAGGCGCUGGACCAGGAGACCACCUUCACGGACAACACAUCAGCGCCACUCAAGAGCGGGGAGCCACCCGCGUACGGCGCGAUGGCGGCGCCGCCCCCGCGCCCCGCGCCCCCGCAACCGCACGUGCCCAACAACCCCUUCGUCUCCGGCGCCCUGUACCAGGCCGAGCCCGUGCAGCCGCCCGCCCAAGACGACGGGACGUACUAAAGCAGUCGCUGGAACGAAAUUCGUACAUUGACCUUGGAAAUUGGGAUUGGUUAUUAGGGACGGCAGUUGACACAGAGUACAAUUGAACUUUAGAUAAUAAUAAUAAUUAACGUUAGCGGUCGAUUAAAGAUCAUACAAAUUCGCAAAAAAAGUUAAGGAUUGCCUUGGUCUAGCAGCUGAUGAAAAGUACCAAGGAAUAUCAGGUAAGUGACCUUUUCUAUAGGUGCACCAAGUUAGUAUACUACAGAGAAAGCGUUUCUUGUAAUCCUAAUGGACAAGAACUCUAAGGCUUACUGUCACACUGUCAUGUGUACUGGAUUACAAAGAUAAAUAACAUAAUAAUAAAGCUCGCAACAUAAGAUGUUUGCAGUCAGUGUAUCUAUGCGAAUAACACAGCAACAGCUAAGGUCAUAAGCAGACAGAGGUGUGUCAAUGUGCAAAUUUCAAGGUCUCUAGCGACUGGACUUUAGAGGUAAGCCCUACCCUCCGCCGCCACUCGCGAAGUCAAGCGAAGCUCUCCGCUUCGCUCAAUAUCUACUCGACCCGGGCGACUUCUGCCUGCCUAGCAUACGUCAACGAGAUA